Molecule: messenger RNA, 882 nt
Organism: Dendrobium catenatum
Lineage: Eukaryota; Viridiplantae; Streptophyta; Magnoliopsida; Asparagales; Orchidaceae
Product: syntaxin-112-like
Exons: 1
Coding region: 1-882 (293 amino acids)
Biological process (GO): intracellular protein transport; exocytosis; vesicle fusion
Cellular component (GO): plasma membrane; SNARE complex; endomembrane system
Molecular function (GO): SNARE binding; SNAP receptor activity
Source: RefSeq, a predicted model, not a curated record
AUGACGAAAUCCUUCCUCAACUACGCGGACCUAAAAAAACAAGCCCUCAAAGAUGACCUAGAGAUUGGUCGCCACACAGGUGCCGAGGAAGACAACCUAUCCCUCUUCUUCCAAGAAGUAACAAACAUCACAACAGAAAUGGAAUCCAUCUCCAAUCUCCUACUCGACCUCCACCGCCUCAAUCAAGAUUCCAAGUCCAUACACAGCCCCAAACUCCUCCGCGGUAUGGCCGACCAAAUGGAUUCCGACAUGGUCAACAUCCUCCGCAAAGCUAACAUCAUCAAUCUCCAACUCAAAGUCCUCGAUGAAUCCAACACAGCCAACCGCCAAAUCUCCCCUGCUUUUGCCGAAGGCAGUGCAGUCGAUCGAACCAGAAUCUUUGUCACUGGAGCCGUGAGGAAUAAACUAAGGGGAAUGAUGAAUGAGUUCCAAGAACUAAGGGAGAAAGUUGUGGCUGAUCAUCGAGAAGGAUUGAAGAGGAGGUACUUUGCUGCAACAGGGGAAUUGCCUAACGAGGAAGUGAUUGAUGGAAUGAUAUAUGGAAAUGAAGGAGAAAAGCUGGUUUUGGUUGGGAAGAAGAGUGAGUUGGGUUUGGAAGCAGAGGAGAGGAGGAGAGCUGUGGAGGAGAUACGAAGGAGCUUAAAUAAAUUGCAGAUGAUAUUUUUGGACAUGGCUGUGUUGGUGGAGAAACAGGGAGAGGAAUUAAAUGAUAUUGAAGGGCAUAUGGCCUGUGCUAAGAGCUUUGUGAACGAGGGAACGGGGCAACUCGCGGAGGCUUUGCAUGAGAGGAAGAAAAAGAGGAAAAGACAAGGUUUGCUCUGUUUUUGUGCGGUUGCUGCGGCAGUGCUGCUUGUUUUACUGCUACUUAGUUUUGUUGAAUGA